Molecule: messenger RNA, 6121 nt
Organism: Thunnus maccoyii (southern bluefin tuna)
Lineage: Eukaryota; Metazoa; Chordata; Actinopteri; Scombriformes; Scombridae
Gene: fstl4
Product: follistatin-like 4
Exons: 15
Coding region: 288-2576 (762 amino acids)
Biological process (GO): axon guidance; homophilic cell-cell adhesion; multicellular organism development
Cellular component (GO): axon; plasma membrane
Molecular function (GO): calcium ion binding; cell-cell adhesion mediator activity
Source: RefSeq, a predicted model, not a curated record
UGUACCUAGGUCAAUGAUACUAACAAUGAAACAGAAUUGUACAAAAAAAAAAAAACGUUAACUACAUUUUUCCACCUUUACGCCAGACAUCGUUAUGAUGGUUUGGACAUAUAUGAGUUGUAUUUUAUCAGUAAAGUGCGUGUUUGUCGACCUAGAAAUGACUUCUAACUACAGCAAAACAAUGGGAUAAGGGGAAAGCAGACGGGAACAUCGAUCAAUCCCUUUCCGACCCAGAUGGAGGCCCCUGUCGGAGGACCUACUGCGGACGGGGCCGACAGUGUGUGUUAAUGGCAGAAACCGGUCGGGCUGAGUGUGUUUGCCAGGAAAAAUGCCGGCCCUCCUUUGUGCCAGUGUGUGGCUCAGAUGGCAGGUUCUACGAGAACCACUGCGAGGUUUACCGCACCGCCUGCCUGCAGAGGAGACGGAUCUACGUGGUGCACAGCAAAGACUGCUUCUUUAAAGGCAAUGCAUGCACCAUGUCAGAGUACAACAGGCUGAAGAGUAUGCUGCUGGAUAUGCAACCUAAAACCCUGAACACUGGAGAGCAGAGCCAGCAGAGAGACAUGGAGGAGAAGAGAGCACUGGUGGACACUAUGUUCAAAUACCUGGAUGUGGACCAGAACGGCCGGCUGGUCAGUGAUGAGCUGGAAAAGAUCUCUAUGAAAGAGCACCUGGAGGACAGCCUGCUGGAGUGCACCAUGCAGGACCUGCUGCGUUACGAUGACUACAACAACGAUGGACACCUCAGCCUCCAUGAGUUCUACACGGCUUUCCAAGUUGUCCAACUGAGCCUGGCAGAGGACCAGGAGAUCAGCGUCUCCACAGUAACAGUGGGCCUCAGUGCCGUCCUUACCUGUGCCAUCCAGGGGACGCUGCGCCCGCCAAUCAUCUGGAAGAGGAACGGCAUCAUACUUAACUUUCUGGACUUGGAGGAUAUCAAUGACUUUGGGGACGAUGGCUCCCUGUACAUUACCAAGGUGACAACCAUCCACAUGGGGAACUACAGUUGCCAUGCCUACGGCUAUGAAGACCUCUAUCAGACACAUGUGCUGCAGGUGAAUGUCCCUCCAGUGAUCCUGGUCUAUCCAGAGACGCAGGCCCAGGAGCCCGGUGUAUCUGCCAGCCUGCACUGCCACGCUGACGGCAUCCCAAAUCCCAAACUCCUCUGGCUGAAGAACGGCAUGGACCUGCAGCCCAGAUCCUCCAAACAGCUUUCUCUCAUAGCAAACGGUAGUGAGCUUUUCAUCGGCAGCGUCAGGUAUGAGGACACCGGAGCCUACACCUGCAUCGCCAAGAACGAGGUGGGAGUGGACGAGGACAUCUCCUCUCUGUUUGUUGAAGAUUCAGCUAAGAAGACCCUUGCAAACAUUUUGUGGAGAGAAGAAGGAUUGAGCGUAGGGAAUAUGUUCUAUGUGUUUUCUGACGAGGGCAUCACAGUUCUUCAGCCCAGUGAAUGUGAGAUUCGCAGACACAUGAAGCGGACAGAGAGGAUUGUUGCUACCUAUGAGGAGAUGUGCCCUAAAGGUGAGGGGGUGUCACCUCAGCACUGUGUGUGGUCCUCCGCAGUCAACAUCAGGGAUAAGUACAUCUACGUGACCCAGCCCCUCCAGAGCCGACUGCUGGUUGUCGAUAUCCAGGCACAGAAGGUGGUGCAGGAGGUAGCAACAGAUCCUUUCCCAGUGAAGAUGCUCUAUGACAAGUCACAUGAUCAGGUGUGGGUUCUAACGUGGGGUGAUAUGGACAGAACACACCCGACACUUCAGGUAAUUCCUCAAGCCAGUGUGGGAGAAGUACAUCGUGCCAUCCGCACAACGUUCCAGAGAGUCAACGACUUCUUCAUCCCUCCAACCAACCUCAUCAUCACUCACGUGAGGUUUGCCUUCGUCUUCCUCAAAAAUGAACCCGCCGUACACAAGAUCGACCUGGAGACCUUCCACCGCGUCAAGACCAUCAGUCUGAAAAACUACAGCUGCAUACCGGUGAGCAUGGCCUACACACAUCUGAGCGGCUUCUACUUCAUCCAGUGUCAGAGCAAGAGCCACCUGCAAGCCCCACCCCAGCUGCUCAUCGACAGCGUGACAGAUGCCGUGAUCGGUCCGAACCUAAACGUCACAGGGCAGGCCUUCGUGUCACCGGACGGCCGCUACAUUGUGACACCUGACCCUCAGAGCUUAAAGCUGAUAGUACAGACAGUGUCCUUCCAGGGGGAGCUGGGUCUGAACCAGGAAAUGGACAAGCCUGUAGCUGUCUCCGAUCUGGUUUUCCAGCCCUCCUUCACGGAGUCCAACCAGCACGUGGUGGUGGCCACCUCAAGCUCAGGCACGGACCUGCUAUUUGCCGAUCUGUCCUCGGGCCGCACUGAGGUUCUGCGGAGCCUCAAGGAGCCCCUGGCCCCCCAAGCCUGGCCCUGGGGAGGCCCCAACAGAGUGGUGGUCUCCAGCGGGUUAUUCGGACAGUAUCUGGUGACACCGUCAGCCGAGUCCCUCUUUGUCCUGAACGGCAAACAGAGAACGCCGCACUGCGAGGUUUCAGACAUCAAGAGAGGGAACACAGUUGUCUGGGUCGGCGAGGUAUGAGUAAAAAAGAAAAGAAAAAGGAGGAGACGUAGGAUUAGGGAAAGACGUAAAUGAAAAAAAGGAAAGAUCAGGCCACAUUACCUAUUCUAAAGAUUUAUGUGAACAUAAGUUGUGGACUCAACCCUGGGACUGAGCGAGAGGGAUACACGCCUGGGUUUAUUGUAACAAAAGUACACUUAAAAAUAGAGUAAUUGAGAAAACAUUAAGACACCCUGUUGUGAUAUUUCUAUUGGGAGAAAGUGUCAAUGCCGUUCAGUGCAACAGUGAUCUAUGUGCACUUAACUAUACAGAAUUGUACAUUUAUUGCACUUCCUUCCAUGUUAUCACAGCAAAUAGGUACCUGAAGAGGGAUUAUUAACGAACUAUGAACUAUGCACAAUGCUCACUUUUUUUAGAGUAAAAAGCUUUCCGAUUUUGUUUAUCUCAACAAUGUUUGUCGUUUUCACCAGUGCUGCAUAUAAUCACCACAAACUGUCUGUCCUGUCUGCCUUUUAGUGUGUGUGUUCCGAGUCCUUUUAAAAGCUAUGAACCCAUCUUUUUUUCGCCUUUGUCAUGGUAUCGUACUGUAUCGUCCCUCUGAAAGCUUUCACUCUCCUCAUGCCGGCAGAGGUUGGCUUUAUGCACAUGUGUAAUACCCUCUAUUUACAUUGUCUAUCCAAAGAGCCCGAUUGGUCCAUUAGCCGUCGACAAUGGAUGUUUCGGUCACAGAGGAAGCCUAACCAGAAAUGAACAGUACAUCUAGUGGUCUCUUGCAAUGGUAUAAUCCGUCCCCUGCCAUCUCUCACAUUUAUUCUGUACCUGCAGUACAACUCUGUGCUGUGGAGCCUGAAAAUGCCACUUAGCAGAUUCCCUCAGGGUAAUGACUCCGGUUUACGCUGACCCACAUGCUGAGGCAGAGCCAAAGUGGCAUCAACUUCGCUAUCUAACUGGCUGUGAGCGUUUGUACAUCCUCCCAGAGAGCCGUGCAUCUGGAUCAAACUCCGAGGCAGGUAGACUAUACUCGCCGUGUGGUGAUUAGUCAGCUUUACUCAUAGGGUUGUAGCACAAAGAGGACACAUUUUUAUUAGUUACUGUCUAGUCAACGACAAAAAAAUUGUUUUUGGAUUUGUCAUUCGUAAUCAGAUAGCAACCAUAAACACACAGGGCAUGUAUAAAAUACCCCGAUGGGGGAAAAAAGUCAGCUAGUUUCAAAAGAAGGGGUACAUUUUUACAGACAUUAGCAAUACGUACUGUAUUAAACAUUUUUCCUGUUUCCAGGAAUACUUAUUGAUUGUAAAAUUACUAAAAAUGACUAUAAGUGUACAGGUUUGUUUAACAUUACUACUAUUAUUAUUAAAAGUUGUAUACCUACUUUUGAAAAACCUGGGGUUAUCUGUCUCGAGGCAGAAACUGAAUAAACACCAGCAACUCUUCCUCUAUGAAAAUAGCAGAUAUUUUAUCUCUGUGCUUGAACAGAAUCAUCUUUGGUGUAAUUUGCUUUUGCCGUUUGCACUAAUCAUCAUGAUGAUGAUCCAUUAGCAGCGAGAUAGCACCGCUGCUUCUCUGCAGAUGUAAUAAUGUUAUCAGAAUUACUGGAAACACAGCGUCUCUAAAGGAUUCCUGCCUCUUGACAUUAGUGCAGACGUCUUUCCAUGAAUACUUAGCUUGGCCACUUGAUGGCCUUUAGACUGGAAUGGGUGCCAGUCUUAGGGCAAUAGCUUUUUCUUUUUCUCUCAUUCUCUUUAUGUUGUACAGCCCUACUUUGUGCCUCCCGGCCUCAAACUACAACUAAAAGGUGAAUGUCCUCAAAUAUUCAGUGGUCAGUAUCAUCUGCCAUACAUAGAUGGUUUUGUUUUCUUAUAUAUUAUAAAGUAAAUCAGGAGCUAUUUUUCAAUUAGCUGAUUCAAAUCAAAUUGCGUGCAAAAUUUGUAUUCUCCCUAUGUAUUUAAAUUAUUUUUAUAAAAGCUGCUUAACAUUAACUGACUGAGUAAAAGGAACCGAAUGUCACGCAUUGUAUUUCUUGAAUUUUCUAGGUUUUGCAAAUACUCGGCACAUCUAAGACUAUUAUUAAUUGGUCUUCUCUAGUCAGCACAGAACAGCUAGAAGCAAAAAAAUAGUCUGAGAAAUAUUCCAGGCCAAUGUAGAGUCAACUUGCUGUUAAAUUAAAUCAACUUAAAAAAUAGUAGCACUAAUGCUCCAUCACUGCACGCGUAUUUUGUGGUGCUAAAAUGUGAUGGAAAGGAUUCUUGGGAAGUGCCCUUGUACGUGUGUAAUCACUGCACAAAUACUCACAGCCUUUGGGAUUUUGCAGUUGUUGCCCUUUUUUUUCUUUUUUUUUUGGCGGGUCAAACAUGUUGGAAAGAAGAGAGAUUAAACAAACAUUUAUCUCUGAAACCCUGGGCCGUCCACAGAUGUCAAAGUCCAACUUUUUAGCGUGUAGAAAAAGUCUGUCGGAGUCCUGUAAGAAAAGUAUAAAUCCAGAUGAGUCCAGAGUCGUGUGAAUGGAGUAUAUCUGCUCAUGUGUUGUUUUUCUUUUCUCCCGGAAACAAACAGCAGCCCAAAUUAAAUAUUAAUCAUCUUCUCCUAAUGCGUAGUUGUGCCUGUAACUCCCUAAUGCAAUGCAAUGUGUAGGGUAGAAAACCAAGCUGUGUACGAAAAGAAAAAAAGGAAAAAACACAGGAGGGAAGCAGUCGUCCUCAUUUGUGAUUUAGGUAUUUGCUGCUAAUCUGCCACAAAAAACAUUCUGGCAUAAAAAACCUGUUUGAUGAACUUUUUAAGGUAAAAACUUAAUGAUGUUGAUAAUGUUUCCUAGACCACUGUUGCACUGAGGAGAGAAAUAUAAUAUCUGACAUAUAUUAAUGUUAUAUAUAUGUUAUUUGAAUGCAAUUUGUCAAAUUGGUAGCCCAGUUUUCUCACUGUAUCAAUCAAAAAAAUAUAUAUAUAACUCAUUGUUGAAGGAUUCAGGCUCUGAUGCUUCCAAAAGUCACUAUCCCAUCCAAAGUCACUUCCCGAUGGCUCUAAAUGAGUCAUCUACAGUAUUCGACAGCUCCAAGACAUGCAUGUAAUGAAAAUAGAUCUUCGACAUGAUUAUCAUUGACCUCUCAGAGAUCUCUCACAGUCACAUACAGUUUACAGUCGCUUGUGAAAAAGUCACUUUUCUGCCCUCUCAUUGUCACGUCUGUCAGCUUAUCUCUUAAGGUCGAUUGAGCAGUAUGACAUCGCUACUAGAGCCAAGGAGAGCAAGAACAAAGAGACUGCACCUGCGCUUGCUGAUAUAACUAUGUUAUUGGCUAGCUCAUGUUGUUUGUUUGAAUCUACCUUCAGUGUCACAUGACUAUUUCCGUACCUCUCCUUUAACCCUCGAGUAAGGGGCUGCAGAGCUGAACCGCUUGGUGUGAUAGACAUCGAUAGGAACCACUGUUGUAGAUAACAUUGUUCAUGUUUAGAACACGUUCAGACAUGACAAAACUGACUGUACAGUUUUCUUUAUGCAUUUUGUGUGUUCUGGUUUAUGAGGGAAUUGUUUUGUAAGAAAAAAAAUCAAAUAAAAUAUAUUGUAAAAAUCA